UUAGACUGAAGUGGGAUAGAAAAGCCUGUGUUUGUCGUGCAAGUGUAGGAGCCAUCAUGCCUCGGUCUUUCUUAGUGAAGAAAGUCAAGCUGGACGACUAUUCGGCUGCCGAGCUGGAGAGCUCGUAUGGUCACAGCCGAAGAGAAGAGCUCAGUCUGCGAUUCCAUCAUCAUGACAAAGGUUACGUCAGUGAUUAUCUGAGUCCUAAUCCGUACGACGAUGUGGUUGGAAGCGAUUCAUCAGUCAUCUCUAAAGUACCCUCCCCGAGCCACUCAUCAGUCAUCUAUGGCCGCAUCAACAACACAUAUUCUGGCAUCCAUGGUGAUAUCCAUGGCGAUUCGGACCAGCCUGACAGUCCCCGGUCCGAGGUUUCGUCAUCAGCCGGUGGAUACAUCAACGGCGACACAGCUGUGAGUGAAGGAUACAGCGUGGAUGCGUUUUUCAUCAUGGACGGACGAUCACGAAGGAAAACCACGGGAACCCUGAGGGGAGCUGCCCAGAGGCACACCUGCAGUGAGUGCGGUAAAACCUACGCCACGUCCUCCAAUCUGAGCCGGCACAAGCAGACGCACAGGAGCAUAGACAGCAAGAUGGCUAAGAAGUGCCCCACAUGUGGGAAAGUGUACGUCUCCAUGCCAGCCAUGGCUAUGCACCUCCUGACCCACGACCUCAAGCACAAGUGCGACGUGUGCGGCAAAGCGUUCAGCCGGCCGUGGCUGCUGCAGGGCCACAUGCGCUCGCACACGGGGGAGAAGCCGUUUGGGUGUGCGCACUGUGGCAAAGCGUUUGCUGACCGGUCUAACCUGCGCGCUCACAUGCAGACACACUCAGCCUUCAAGCACUAUAAGUGCAAACGAUGUAACAAGACGUUUGCUCUCAAGAGUUACCUGAACAAGCACUAUGAGUCGGCGUGCUUCAAGGGGGCGUUCUCCCCUCUGAGCUCCCUGGGAGAAUGA
Molecule: messenger RNA, 956 nt
Organism: Oreochromis aureus
Lineage: Eukaryota; Metazoa; Chordata; Actinopteri; Cichliformes; Cichlidae
Product: transcriptional repressor scratch 1-like
Exons: 2
Coding region: 57-956 (299 amino acids)
Biological process (GO): regulation of DNA-templated transcription
Molecular function (GO): DNA-binding transcription factor activity, RNA polymerase II-specific; RNA polymerase II cis-regulatory region sequence-specific DNA binding
Source: RefSeq, a predicted model, not a curated record